Messenger RNA from Lactuca saligna, 1590 nucleotides. NCBI's taxonomy places the organism in Eukaryota, Viridiplantae, Streptophyta, Magnoliopsida, Asterales, Asteraceae. The record is from the annotation of a GenBank genome assembly.
AUGAUCAACUUCUGUAGUGUACUUGAUGAAGACAUUGACUUGGGCCAGCUUGAUCCGACAAACAAUAAUACUAAGGAAAAGGAAGACAUUGAAGAUGAACGUUUAGAAGUCUUAGACAAUGAUGUAUUUGAGUCAUUUGCUAGUGAAAAAGAGCCUAGGAAGAAAUUGUUAAGGUCCAUUCUAAAACCAGUUGCUUGUUCAUCUGGUGAGGUUCACACUAAAGCUUUUAAGAUUGGUCAGACGUUCAAGGAAAAGGAAAAAAUAAGAGAAGUUAUUGCCAACUACUCUGUAAAAGAAAGGAGGGAUCUACAUUAUGUAAAGAAUGACAAGACAAGAGUUAGGGUAAAGUGUAGGGGUAUUGUUCCUGAAUUGACUGGUGACAGUAAUAAAGAUAGGGGCAAUUUAGUACUUUCCAAGAAAACAACUUGUCCAUGGGUUCUUUUUAUAUCUAGGGCAGAUGAGAAACAACUUUGGACUGUCAAAACAUACGAAGAUUCUCAUUCUUGUUUGCAAACAAGGACAGUGAGGGCUUGUUCAUCUAAGUUUCUAGCUAACAACAUAUUGCAUCAAGUUGAAAGUAACCCCAAGAUCCCUACACGUGCUUUACAAGAGGAGUUAGUACAGAGGUAUUCACUUUCAAUAUCAAAGAUGAAAGUAUUUCGGGCCAAAGCUAUGGCAAAACAAUAUGUUUAUGGUGAUUAUGAAAAGCAGUACGGUGUUUUGAGAGAAUAUGCCAUGGAAUUGAAGUCAAAGAAUCCAGGAACAACUGUGAAGAUAGAUGUCGAAACUGAACCCAAUGGUCCCUUUCCAGGACAAAUUCUUACUGCAGUUGGGCUUGAUUCGAACAAUGGCAUUUACCCAGUUGCAUAUGCCAUUGUAGAGACUGAAAAUAUUAACUCUUGGACAUGGUUUUUGGAACACUUGGGUGAUGACUUAGAUUUGAAUUCUUCAUCUAACUUCACUUUCAUUUCAGAUCGGCAAAAGGGAAUCUUGGCUGCAAUAGAGAAGUUAUUUCCAUCAGCUGAGCAAAGGUUCUGUUUAAGACAUGUGUAUCACAACAUGAAAUUGAAACACAAAGGAGAUGAAUUGAGGGAAGCAGUAUGGUGUUGUGGAAAAGUAUACAACAUACCAAAAUUUAAUAGGGCUAUGGAGAAACUGAAAAAGCUUAACCCAGAAGCACAUGAGUGUUUAAGUAAAAUUCCUGCAAAACACUGGGCAAGAUCCCAUUUCUCUGGAAGGGCAUUGACUGAUAGUUUAACAAAUAACUUGUGUGAGGUUGGUAGGCCAAAGAAAAAAAGGAAGAGGGCAGUUGAUGAGCCAACUCAAAGUACCAAACAAAGUAGCCAUUUCACCAUCAUCAAUCUUGCUUCGAGAUUGUUUCUUCCACGCAACAACCCUAGAAUCACAACAGUUGACCUAGGGCACAUGGGAGGGUCGAACCAUCCAAAAAAGCUGCAUGUUCCUCCUAACCUUGAGCAUGACCAAAAUCGACGACCUGGGUUCAAGUCAGUCCACGAUGUCACCAAAAUCGUCGGCCUUCCACAGUGGCAUAUCACCAUCUUCUUCAAUUUUGGAAUAGAAUGUGAGUAG